This is a messenger RNA of Rhinichthys klamathensis goyatoka, 1378 nucleotides long. RefSeq names its product interferon regulatory factor 2a (gene irf2a). Gene Ontology annotation, cellular component: nucleus. Gene Ontology annotation, molecular function: DNA-binding transcription factor activity, RNA polymerase II-specific; RNA polymerase II cis-regulatory region sequence-specific DNA binding. Lineage: Eukaryota; Metazoa; Chordata; Actinopteri; Cypriniformes; Leuciscidae. The record is from RefSeq and is a predicted model, not a curated record. Bases 235 to 1245 code for a protein of 336 amino acids. The transcript is spliced from 9 exons. Gene Ontology annotation, biological process: regulation of transcription by RNA polymerase II; immune system process.
CGCGGUCUGCUUCUUGAUGACGUGUUGCGUCAUUCUAUCAAGCACGAAAGGCUUCUGGAAGAAUUCAAAUGUCGAUCCAAAAAACACUACGUCGCUCUUCUUAAGAUGAAGAAAGAAAAUCUAAAACAAAACAUGGUUAUGUUGUCGGCGCAGUUCUAGGACAGGAUUUUAUAACACAUCUUAUCGAGGAAUCUUGGAGUAACGUUAGGCGAUUGCCUCUCGUCGAGAGUCAAGAUGCCAGUGGACAGAAUGAGAAUGCGCCCCUGGUUGGAGCAACAGAUUACCAGCGGGGAAAUUCAAGGUCUUCUCUGGGUCGAUAAGGAUAAAAGGAUAUUUCAGAUACCAUGGAUGCAUGCAGCCAGACAUGGAUGGGAUUUGGAAAAGGAUGCACCUUUAUUUAAGAACUGGGCCAUUCACACAGGAAAGUAUCGUCCAGAUAUUGACAAACCAGAUCCUAAGACAUGGAAGGCAAAUUUCCGCUGUGCUAUGAAUUCUCUACCAGAUAUUGAGGAAGUGAAAGAUCAAAGCAUGAAGAGAGGAAGCAAUGCCUUCAGAAUGUACAGGAUGCUUUCCUCAUCCGAAAAAGCAGCUAAGAAAGGGAAGAAAAAGAUGGACCUGGAGCAAAGAGCAAAAUGUUUUCAGAAACGGAAAGCUGGCACUCCCAGAAAAAUUAAAAUUCUAAAAGGACAGUUUGAAGCAGAGUUUAAGAUAGAAACUUCACCGGACAGCACUGUGCUAUUUGCUGAGCAGGAGAGCUCCCCUGAACUACAUGAUGUGUGUGCAGUUGUUGAGGUGGGAACAGAGAAUGAAGAACCUGGGGUUUUCCCCGUUGAAGUGUCUCUGCCUCUCCAGGACUCCCAUGUUUCUGGUUCCUCCCAUGAGAGUGACACAGAGAGCACAUACAGCGACGAAGACUUGGUACAGCUUCCUCAGGACCUGUCCAUAAAAGCUAGAACAUCAUGUAGUUCUGUGUUAAGGAUCCCACCAUCCAAUUCCUCACCAAACACAUUUUUCACAUCAGCGAAAACAAAUUUCCGAGUAACCAGCUGCAGAGAGGACUCGCCCCUAAUUGCCUAUAACACUCCUCCAUGGUUUCCCUGCCCGUUUAAUUUCCAAAAUGUCACAGACGUGCGACCCUCAAGCCCUGCCCAAAAAACAGAUCUCGCCAGCAGCCCAACUUCUCAGGCCAGUGUGAUGGCUAAUGCUGUGGACCUCUCUGUUGCAAAAAACAAAACACUACAAUGAAGACAUGUGAAAUGCACAACCUGCUGCUGUUCAGCUGAUAAACAUGCACCCCAUAAUCCAAUAUUAAUCAACUGGUCUCAGGUCUUAGACUUGUGUUGAUGUUCAGCUUUUAAAACCAAACCGUUUUAAAUCC